Messenger RNA from Phytophthora sojae, 531 nucleotides. RefSeq lists its product as hypothetical. The transcript has a single exon. The annotation marks the transcript as partial. Lineage: Eukaryota; Oomycota; Peronosporomycetes; Peronosporales; Peronosporaceae. The record is from RefSeq and is a predicted model, not a curated record.
AUGUGGGAAAUCGUCGCUUCCGGGCAGAACACUGAAAGCUACGUAAAAGAGCGACUCGAGAGAAUCUGCUGCUCCAGUGCCUACGUCAAGCGUGUUAAGGAGACGUGCCAAAUCUGCCCAGGUGACCACGAAAUGGAUGAAAGGCGCAUACGGUGCUCAAGUGUUACAUGCAUCGCGUUAGCCGUGCCCAAGGGAAACAAGAAGCCCAUGUGCGUGAAAGUAUGGAAGGUGUGGCAGUGCCCAAGCACAAAUGCAUGGAGAAUCCUUGGUACAGCAGUUGAGCAUACUCGUGGAAGUGCUGGAUGCGGUGGGGUGCAUCGUGCGGUGAUCACCCCUGCAAUGCGAACGUACAUCGGAGACAUGGAUGAAACUGGUUUGGCGCCGCGGCACAUUUGGUCAGGGCUGCGUCGCUACAGCGAAGCUCCGCCGCUGAACGGGGUGCCUACGUAUGAACAGGUCGCUCGAUGCGUCAAAAGCUUGCGAGCGAAGCAUGGAGAGCGAAACUCGGUUCAAUCGCUGCAGAAAUUGGUG